AUGGCGUCCAAAGCAUCCAAGAUCGAAAAGGCCCAGGCUAACCUGCCCCUCCCCGAGCAACCCCCGACCGCCUCCGAUUUCAACUCAGCCGAUGCCAGAACCACCGCCAGCACUGGCGUUUCAGCAGGUGACAUCUCUACUGGUCCAGGCACAACAACUGGUCUCCGCGAGCCUGCGACCAAGGCUUCGGAGGAUGUUGAUAUGAGUAAGAUUGGUCGCCAGGGGAAGGACGGGCUGAACGAGCCGCCAAAGGAUGCACGGGCAUAA
Messenger RNA from Dichotomopilus funicola, 267 nucleotides. RefSeq lists its product as uncharacterized. NCBI's taxonomy places the organism in Eukaryota, Fungi, Ascomycota, Sordariomycetes, Sordariales, Chaetomiaceae. The transcript has a single exon. The record is from RefSeq and is a predicted model, not a curated record. Bases 1 to 267 code for a protein of 88 amino acids.